This is a messenger RNA of Drosophila albomicans, 737 nucleotides long. Its product is annotated as general odorant-binding protein 67-like. The transcript has 3 exons. NCBI's taxonomy places the organism in Eukaryota, Metazoa, Arthropoda, Insecta, Diptera, Drosophilidae. Gene Ontology annotation, molecular function: odorant binding. The record is from RefSeq and is a predicted model, not a curated record. The coding region runs from base 32 to 592 and encodes 186 amino acids.
CUUAGUCAGAUUUUUAAACACAAAACUCAAAAUGCUUUCGAUAUGUCAACUUUUAUUAGUAUUGCUUGGACUAUUUUUGGUCGUUGUUAGCGCGGAUGUGGACUGCAGCAAGAGGCCCAAGCUUAUGAAUCCCCGAACCUGUUGUCCGCUCCCAGAAUUUAUCUCAGACGACCUUAAGCAGAAAUGCAUGGAAUACAACGUAGCACCGAACGGUGAGCUGAUCGUAGAUAACACCCGGCUUCAUCAACCAUCUCCAUGCUUCAUCUCUUGUGUCUUUAAUAAGAUUGGAGUCUACGAGAACCAGAAGGUGUAUAUUGACAAGCUGAAGGACUAUGUGCAGGUAAAAUUUAAGGAUGAUUCGGAAAUGCAGAAUUUAGCCAUCGAUUCAUUCACAACUUGUGGCUCCAAAAUUUCUGAAUUCAAGGAUAUGAAGGGCGAUUUUCCUUCAUUGUGUGCCUGGACACAAGCUUUCUUGGUGGUUUGCGUGUAUAACGAAAUGCUAAAGAACUGUCCAGCUACUCUUUGGAGUAAUACCCAGGAUUGUAAUGAUGCUCGAGAGUAUUUUGCCAACUGCAAACAUUCCAAAAAGUGAAAUAACUUUUUCAAAAAACCUUCUGUGCAAGUUUACCAAUAUUAAUUGACUACAUAAAUAAAUAAUGAGUAACAUAAAUGAAUAAUAAUAGCAAAUGUUUUGCUAUUACAAUUUAUAAUUAAAAAUAAAUUAUUACAAAAUAUUU